This is a messenger RNA of Dimorphilus gyrociliatus, 1207 nucleotides long. NCBI's taxonomy places the organism in Eukaryota, Metazoa, Annelida, Polychaeta, Dinophilidae. The record is from the annotation of a GenBank genome assembly.
AAAAGUAUUAGAUUUUAUUUGCUCUUCUGUUCGCCACAAGGAGCCAUCAUUUGAACUCUGAGCGUCGUUGCAGGUAUUCGUAUUACGUUGUUUAUUUGCAUCCUGUGAGAGGCCAAAGAAUCGAAAUGAAAAAGAUAUUAUUAAAGAGUCAAGCUCUUCUAAAGAAGGAAAACGCUAAGCUAGAUAAAAUCGCUCAACCUCCUGAUUGCGUAAAAGCCGUCGAAGAGAGUUCUAAAGUGGUUUCUUUCAAUAAAGAAACCCAAUCUGAGGCCUUUUUUCAUAAGGAAGAAGAAGAAAAGGUUUGUACUAUGACUCUCCUCCUGGAAUCAAAGUCGUACGUUCUAAAGCAACAAGAUUCAAAGAAUCAAAGUUCAAUUCCCCCUACUCAACAACAGCUCCAGUUUACACAUCAUUUGCAGCAACAACAGCAGCAGCAACAACAACGACCACCUCCGCAGUUUCAAUUAGACAGAUCUUUCUUUCAAAAGGUCCCGCGUAGACAGCGCGUAUCUCGUCACGGACCCGACUAUUCAAGAUCUGCUACAACAAUGAGGUCUACUGAUAAUAGUCCCGCAAGUUUUCGUUGCUAUUUUCCUACUUGCUAUUGUCAGUAUUCGUACAACAAGCACGUCAAUCCGAAUCUUAGACAGACUUAUCGACAAUCGUCCAAUCCUCAUAUGAGAUACAAUGGACAGGCAAACUCUAACGCUAGUAGCACGAGUUUUUAUCCUAAUUCUAGCUAUUCCUACUCGGGUGUAAAUUUUGGUCAGUUUACACCAAAUACGGCAAUUUACAAUGACUACUCUCCAACUUGUUUGGGCUAUUCGCGUACCGCAAAUCCAGUUGAUCGUAGAAGUCAGAGAUCGAAGCCACCCUACGAAGAACAAAAACCUGCUGAUUUCAGUAAUAUUGGACCAAUCGACUACUCAAUGGAUGCCAGAAAAUCUAUAUAGAUUACUACUAAACAAUUACGUAUGCAGUGCAUUGAAGGAUAAUUAGAAGUUACGUUGUCUCUCAUUACCUAUACACCAUACUCCUAAACUUCCAAGAAUUGUACAAUAAAAACUCUGUGUAUUGUUAUUUCGUAGUAAACUACUUAACGCCAUCUAACGUUCUUAAAAAGGCGUAUUUAACUCCUACUUUUUAACUAGAAAGAACACUCUGUAGAAUGGAACUUUUUGCUUAAUAAAACUCACUUUUAUCUUCG